UCCUCCCUCCCCCUUUAUAUUUCUUCCCUGCAGUGUGCUCGAAAGGGUGAGUGGCAGUCGGCCACAUCGAUGUACGACUUCCACGCACUGGAUAUUGACGGCAACGAUGUCUCGCUGGAGAGAUACAGGGGCACCGUCUGCAUCAUCACCAACGUGGCCUCCCAAUGAGGCAAGACUGACGUAAACUACACUCAGUUUGUCCAACUGUAUAGUAGAUACGCUGAGAAAGGUUUACGCAUUCUAGCCUUCCCCUGCAACCAGUUUGGCAAGCAGGAGCCCGGUACCGAGGAAGAAAUUAAAGCAUUUGCUGAAAGCUACGGGGUGAAAUUCGACAUGUUUAGCAAGGUUGAAGUCAAUGGGGAUAAUGCUCAUCCUCUCUGGAAGUGGCUGAAAAACCAACCCAAAGGCAGAGGCACUCUAGGAAAGUGAGUUCUCGCUGCCCCCAGUUCUGAACAAGUCUCUGAAAUGGGCAUAGCUAAUAUACCACACACACUGAUUGAUUUAUUUUUAAUUAAAAUAAAUGUCAUAAAGCAAGGGUUUUUAGAAGUUGACAACUUCAAUCCGUGUGGACUUCAACUCCCAGAAUUCCCCAGCCAGCCUGUUGUAAUCUAUUUGAAGGUUUAAUAAUGAUAUGAUGUUGUUAGUUGCGAAGUC
Thamnophis sirtalis is the source of this 654-nucleotide messenger RNA. Lineage: Eukaryota; Metazoa; Chordata; Lepidosauria; Squamata; Natricidae. The record is from RefSeq and is a predicted model, not a curated record.